GGGAUGAGGACGCAGAUUGCAGAGGGACGAAGGAUAUGGCCUGCGUCUGUAAGCAGCCACCGACCAUCCCCUUCUCGAAUUUUCUGCAUCACCCAUCGCCCCCCUCGCCGAGAACCACUCUGGUACGUUGUGGGUACCCCAGGAAACCUUCCGGCUCCGCGACCACUCGGUCGCUCGUCAUCGAACCGGUCGAAGGCGAGGCGGCCGAGGAGAGGAGAUCCGUCACCCGUCGCCUGAUCUUGCUUCGGCACGCCGAGAGCUCAUGGGAGGAUCGGUCUCUGAGAGAUCAUGAUCGUCCAUUGAGUAAAGCUGGACGUGCUGCUGCUAUUAGUGUUUCUCAAAAGCUUCAACAGAUAAAUUGGGUACCUGAACUUGUUUUAUCUAGUGAUGCAGCUCGGACAAGGGAAACACUCAAAAUUAUGCAAGAGCAUGUGAGGGAAUUUUCAGAAGCACAGGUCUAUUUUAUGUCAAGCUUCUAUUCUGUAGCUGCCAUGGAUGGACAAACUGCUGAGCACCUUCAGAAGGCCAUCUGCAAAUUUUCGCGAAAUGAUAUACUAACGGUCAUGUGCAUGGGGCAUAAUAGGGGUUGGGAAGAGGCAGCAUCGAUGUUCUCUGGUGCCUUGGUAGAACUGAAAACAUCCAAUGCUGCGUUACUGGAAGCUUCUGGGAGAUCCUGGGAGGAGGCAUUUUCUUCAGCUGGCCUUGGUGGCUGGAAUCUCACGGGCAUAGUCAAACCAGAUGAUGAUCUGUAAGGCCAUGGAGAAGCAUUCAUAUAAUGGUGGCACUGUAACAGCACUAAACACCUUCUGCACGGCCACAAGCAAGUUUAGUCAGACAAUUUGUAACUUGCUUUCUCUUUGUGAAUAACUGAGGGAAAUGCCAUAUUUGAGCCGUUUGAUCAACUAGGCCAUCAACAUAGCGUUCUGCUGUGGCUGCACAUGUACAGAAAAACUGCUUUUUGCCAGCUGUGUGAAAUUGGGUCCUUUUUAUCAUCA
Molecule: messenger RNA, 995 nt
Organism: Nymphaea colorata (pocket water lily)
Lineage: Eukaryota; Viridiplantae; Streptophyta; Magnoliopsida; Nymphaeales; Nymphaeaceae
Exons: 6
Coding region: 36-752 (238 amino acids)
Source: RefSeq, a predicted model, not a curated record